CGGCACAUAUUGCAAUAUGUGCACAUGUGUGUGUGCAAGCAACCACAACACCGAACAGAUGUUUCAGCGCGGGUCAUAAAAGUGAAAUUCCGUGGCCUUAUCGAAGUGGGAGACUAACGGUAUUAGCCGGCAAUGACGACGAUGGACUACGAGUGCAACAGCAGCCACGCCAACUAUUUCGCCAACAUUUAUGUGAACAACAACGGCAGCACGCAGAAGCCAGACCCCGCCACCACAGCAGUCUCCGCUCAGCUGAUCCAGGGAAACAGCUCCAGCGGACUGCUAGAGACUGACAUUAUGGUCGGAGCCAAUGGCCAGGCCACGCCUGCCCCCGAUCCCUGCUCUGCUUGCCUGCCCACGAGUGAGCCGUGCCUAACUUUGGACGACGAUGAAUGCGAUUCUUUCCUCAUCAGCAGCUCCAGCAGUCGAAGAAAUGUCCGCAGCCGAAUGCGAAACUCCUGCUGGGUACGCGCCCACGCCUUUGUGACCCGCAACUGGUACCUCAGUUGCCUGGUUCCCGCGUCCGUUCUUGGCGCCCUGAUUUUUGUGGGCUGGAUUUCGCGCGACUACGCCCGCCAACUGCUCUUUUGGAUAGAGACGCAGGACUCCUGGAUGACCUUUGCCGUUUUCAUGGCUCUCUUCACAUUGGUCAGCUUCCCGGUGGUUGUCGGCUACUUUGUGCUGCUCAUUACCGCUGGCUACCUGUUCGGCUGUCUGCGCGGGUGGCUCACAGUGAUUCUAGGCGCCAAUCUGGGCAUAGCGGUCGCCCACGUCUCGAUUCGGAGCAUUCGUCACCGCAUCCCUGUGCAAAAGCUGAUUAAAAAUAAGACUGGACUGGCCAUACUUCGCGUGAUUUCUGGCCCGAAGGCCUUUAAGGUAGUGCUCUUCACACGACUUACACCCAUUCCCUUCGGACUGCAGAACCUGAUUUUCGGAAUAAGCUCCGUCGGCACAAAAGACUACCACGUGGCUACAAUGCUUGGCUUGCUGCCAGCACAGACUAUUAACGUGUACCUAGGCUCCACGCUGAGGUCUAUGCACGAGGUACUCAACGACAACGAGACCAAGCUAACCGGCUACAUCAGCUUUGUUUUGGAGGUCAUUUGCGGCGUGGUUCUGAUGUUUUGGGUGGUGCAAAAGGCGCGAAAGGAGCUAUCCGAAACGCUUAUAUCCGUGGACUACAACAGUGACGGGAAGCACACCGACAUAGAAGUCUAGCAC
Drosophila kikkawai is the source of this 1221-nucleotide messenger RNA. RefSeq names its product transmembrane protein 64. Gene Ontology annotation, cellular component: endoplasmic reticulum. The record is from RefSeq and is a predicted model, not a curated record. Gene Ontology annotation, biological process: regulation of cytosolic calcium ion concentration. Lineage: Eukaryota; Metazoa; Arthropoda; Insecta; Diptera; Drosophilidae.